AUGAAAUCAGAUGAAGAUAGUCCGUUCGCAUUUAAAGUCGAAUAUAUGUUGACGGUGAGAAAAAUAGCACACUACACCGUCAUGGUACCGCCCAUGCCCCCACGACAAGACCUGCUUUUACUAGGAAUCACUUAUCGCAAAGUCCCAGUCGUUGCAAUCAAUGAUACAGUUUAUUGCGACACGCACAAGAUCGCGGAAGCCUUGGAAUCGCUUUAUCCUCAUUCCAAUGAGCACCCAAGCUUAUUCCCAAAAAGUCUCACCUUGGGUGAUCAUCAAAGCUCAAUCCUACAAAAAUAUCUGGUCCAAUUUGUAAUCGAUCGCCCUCUGUUCAAAUUAGCUGUGGGUUUGAUGCCCUGGCACCUGCUGCCAAAAGCUUUUUUGGACGAUCGUGAAAAGUUUUUAGGGAACUCAAUUGACGUAAAUCAGAUCAAGAAAAUGAGACCUUAUAUUAUUUCGCAGUUGCAAGUGCACAUGGCCUUUCUCGAAGAAAUUUUCCAAGAGUCGGGCGGGGAUUUCGUGAUGCAGACCGAAUAUCCUGGCUUCCUAGACGUGUCCAUCUAUUUCCUCUUCCGAUGGAUCAAUGUAAUGGGACAAGACAAAGACCUUUACGGACCAGAGAGCGAAUCUACUUUCCCACGUCUUAGAAAAUGGGUUGAAGUCAUGAGGGAGUUUUAUGAAAAGAACAAAGCGAAUGCACCCUCCACUCGAAUCUCGGGAAACGAGGCCAGCCGAAAGAUCCCGGAACCACCGAGGACGAGCGGCGAAGUUGAACCGAAGACCAGGGAGGAUCGACUAUUGGGUCUGACUCUGGGUAGUCAAGUAGCCGUAACGCCAGAUGAUUCGGGGAAAGUGCCCACAAUGGGAAGAUUGGUCGAAAUCAACGGUUCGACUAUUUCAAUAAUCGUCAAGCGACGCGAUGGAUCCGGCCAAGAAUGCAAGCUUUGUUUCCCAAGAUUUGGCUUUAGCGUCUUACCGGCAUCCCUCGCGGAAGCUAGCAAGAUGUAA
Puccinia triticina is the source of this 1005-nucleotide messenger RNA. RefSeq lists its product as uncharacterized. Bases 1 to 1005 code for a protein of 334 amino acids. The transcript is spliced from 5 exons. NCBI's taxonomy places the organism in Eukaryota, Fungi, Basidiomycota, Pucciniomycetes, Pucciniales, Pucciniaceae. The record is from RefSeq and is a predicted model, not a curated record.